This is a messenger RNA of Parathielavia appendiculata, 1557 nucleotides long. RefSeq lists its product as uncharacterized. Lineage: Eukaryota; Fungi; Ascomycota; Sordariomycetes; Sordariales; Chaetomiaceae. Bases 1 to 1557 code for a protein of 518 amino acids. The record is from RefSeq and is a predicted model, not a curated record. The transcript is spliced from 2 exons.
AUGAAUCACGACGUUUCUGAGCUGAUGAUUUCCUCGUUUUCGGGCAAUGAGAACGAUAGAUUCGGAAAAGAGAAAGAUGCGAGAUUGCCUCUCUUGCUUCCGAAAGUCAUGGAAGGCCGACCGAUUAAGUCGACGAGCCGCCUUCUUUGCCGACUACCACCCGAGAUCUUAGGCGACCUUAUGGAUUUGAUCGCAGACGACAAAUCAACCCUCUCUGCUCUCGCCCUGGUGAAUAGCGACUGCAGACAGUUGGCUCGCUCUUGCCAAUUCGCCGAUGUCUGCUUUGACUACAGCCUGAAUUCGAGGCUCCUUCUGCUCCAGCUCAUGAAGGAGGGCAUCACCAGGCUCGGCCACGAUGACCCAAGCAACACCACUCGCCCGCCAUACAUUGGACCUUGCAUUCGCCGAGUUGUGAUCAAGCCUCGCCCGGAGUGGGUCGCUCAUGCGCACAGCGAUCUGUACGAUUCCAUUUUUGGGGAUGCCGCGAGCGAUCUCAGUCCGGAGCAGCGCAACGAAUUAUCCGAGAGAGCGACUGAUCAGUACAUUGCGACCUUCCGCACUCCCGUUAAGGUCGCCAUGGAAUUGGCAAUGCCCCACCUUGAGGCCCUGUCGUGGCAUGAUCGACUGUGCCUCGAUGGUGCCUUCUUCAGGACUGUCGCGAAUCUGCCCAUCCGGCACCUCAGGUUGACCGGAGUUCAUAUCGGGGAGAUCUAUCGCCUUGAGCCGCCCGUCACGCCGCUUGUUGUGCCGUUGGAGUCACUCUCUUUGAGGGUACGCCUCUGCAGCAACGAACGGGCUCAUAGGAGCAAACUAACCGCUGAUACCGAUGCCGAUACUGCGGACGCCGAUGCCUGGAAGAAAAGAAACUUGUCACCCUUCAUUGAAACCCUCCUUCGGCGCUGCAGCACGACUCUUAGACGUCUGACCUUGAGUUGCGAGGCUUUCACGGGAGAUCGAUCGCUUUCAUUCGGCUAUGAAGAUAUAUUCUUCACCCGCCUCCGGUACCUCGAUAUCUCCAGAGAUUUGAGCGAUCCCGAUGUACGAUUCUGGUGUUCGCUGUUUUCUGCACCGCUAAGACACCUCUCCUUUCCCUUUAAGGAUUCGCUAGCCUUCAAACAGGCUUUAUCAGCUUGCCAACCCCUCCGUGACCUUGAGACGCUGGUCGUACCAUAUCUCGAUGGCAAGGACAUGGGUACGGCGCAGCCAAUAGUUGACUUCAUUUCACGUCACCCGCACGUUCGCAAACUCUCCAUCGGGAGAAGCACGCCUCAGCUUCUGGACUCUCACAUUAUCCCACUCCUCUCUGAUGGCAGGUGGUCAAGCCUCAGCUCCCUUGCACUAGUAUGGAGCGAGCCGAGAAUUGCGGUGGAAACACAACCAGACAACGCCACCAUCUCCGCAGCUUCCCUGGAUGGUGUUGGCAGUAUUGAAUCACUAGAACAGCUAUGCCUGAGCGCCGGCCAGCAAUUUGGCUGGCGUCACCAGUGGUUGAUCGACCAUGAUGCGAAGGUGUGUCCGGCUAUGGGGUGGAGCGGUAUUACGAGGAUCGGCUGGUAA